Messenger RNA from Tarenaya hassleriana, 1539 nucleotides. RefSeq names its product non-structural maintenance of chromosomes element 1 homolog. Gene Ontology annotation, molecular function: ubiquitin-protein transferase activity. The transcript is spliced from 7 exons. Bases 400 to 1365 code for a protein of 321 amino acids. Gene Ontology annotation, biological process: double-strand break repair via homologous recombination; DNA damage tolerance. The record is from RefSeq and is a predicted model, not a curated record. Gene Ontology annotation, cellular component: Smc5-Smc6 complex; nucleus. NCBI's taxonomy places the organism in Eukaryota, Viridiplantae, Streptophyta, Magnoliopsida, Brassicales, Cleomaceae.
GGGCUAAGCAUCGUAUCUUCUGGUUGGCACUUGCAGAGCCGCAAGCCGCUUUUUUUUUCUUUUGCAAAACAGCAGCUUGGAAACUCCGGACCUUUUUUUUUCCUAUGCGUUCUCUAUCCUUCAAGCUUCUCAAAAGAAAAUAAUAUUUUUCAUUUUUCAAAAACUCGGGUUUGAAAAAUGUUAAAAAAAAUCCAAAUUAUAAAAGUGGGGAAUUUUUUUCUCCCCCUCUCCGGUGACAAUCGGCUUUCGUCUUUCUAGGGUUAUUGUUUUUUCUUUCCUUUGUACCUGAAUCGACGUCCAAAUCAGCUCUACAUCCUCUACGCCACCGCCAUUGCUCUCCUCCUCCGGAAAGUUCUACACCUUCUUCUCCGGUGGCAGGGUUUAAUUUCUGCUCUGAGGAUGGUAUCGUUGAGCUGGAGACACCAAGCAUUAAUUCAAGCGUUGAUUUCACGGGGACCGCUCAAGGAGAGUGACUUUCAGUCAAUCUUCUCCGGCGUCACCGGCAAAAACCCAGGAGUUUCUAAGAGGAUAUUUGACAGGUUCCUUCUGGAGAUAAACAAGGAGCUCUCCUACGUUCACUUUGAGUUAAGAGCAUGUAGAGAUCAAUACGAUGGCCAAGUCUGUUAUGGAGUGGUUAACAAUGUCUCCGAUGAACAGUCAAAGCUUGGUACCAAAUAUUCUGUUCCCCAGAUCGCAUUCUUUAAAGGCGUCAUGGAAGCUAUUGCACAGGAUGAAACAGCAAGUGGAAGCAUAUCAAGUUUCGAUGCUCUUAAUAUCCGGCCAGAGAACCAGAUAUCGACAGAGGCUGGCAGCAGUCAACAGGAAGUCCCUGCUGCAUUGAGGAACUUCACAAUGUCACAAAAGGAGAAAACUCUCGGUGAACUUGUACGUGACAAAUGGCUCUGCCUCACACCAGAAGGCAACUAUGGAAUUGGUAUCAGAUCUCUUCUUGACCUACGCAGUUGGUUCAGAAACAACAAUAUUCCUUGUUGUGAAGUAUGCAACGAGGCUGGCGUAAAGGCUGAGAUUUGCUCGAGCAGAGGUUGCACGAUCCGAGUGCACAAGUACUGCCUCAAAAACAUGUUACCACAAGGGAAUAAUAAAGUAUGCCCUGGUUGCAACAAAGCAUGGCAUGUUACCGUUACCAAAGUAGAGGAAGCCCCUGAAGAAGCGGAUGAAGAAAAUGAAAUCUCGGAGAAUCAGACCGCAGCUUCACAGCCAAAGAGAAGGAAACUCAGAAGCAACCGAACAUUUGAUACGGAUUUAGCUGGGAAUUGUUCUUCCCAAGCAUCGGGAGCCUCUACCAGUGGCGUGGCUACGAGAAGGGUUACACGAAGCACAUCCCAUUCUGGAUCCCAGCGUUGAUCUUUUGCUGAAGAGCUGCUGCUUUGUACAUUUUUGGGGCAGAUCUGAAAAUGAGUGUUGUUUUUUUUUUUUGUCUAUAUGUCUAAACAUGGCUAACAAGUCAUUUCCAUGCGAGGCUAAACUCUAAUGUAGUAAAUUAGGCGUUGAAGAAUGCAAAGAAAGUGCAUUGUGAAU